This is a messenger RNA of Cucurbitaria berberidis CBS 394.84, 525 nucleotides long. RefSeq lists its product as uncharacterized. Bases 1 to 525 code for a protein of 174 amino acids. Gene Ontology annotation, biological process: vacuolar protein processing. Gene Ontology annotation, cellular component: intracellular membrane-bounded organelle. Lineage: Eukaryota; Fungi; Ascomycota; Dothideomycetes; Pleosporales; Cucurbitariaceae. The transcript has 2 exons. The record is from RefSeq and is a predicted model, not a curated record.
AUGGCGCAGAAAGCCACCAAAACCCUCGCGGCCAGCAACACGGCCCGCCUCAACCAAACCCUCUACCUAACCCUCGCAAUCCACCUGCUAUGGUGGUUCCUCCGCGCGCUCAUCUACCGCUCGUCGCUCUCCCGGAAAUCAAUCACCCUCUACCUGCUCUUCUCCGCGCCCCAGCUGCUAAUCCAGUUCUACUUUGAGCGCCUGAGCCGCCCGACGCUCAACGAGGAUGGCGCCGUGAAGCGCGCGGGCGAGGACCUGGAGGCCAAGGGUCUGACUGAGUACAUGUGGGAUGUCGUUUACUGGAGCUACGGUUGCAUUACGCUGGCAGCUCUUGUUGGCGACUACGCUUGGUGGCUGUGGGCGGUUAUUCCGGCGUACUCGGGGUAUGCGGCGUAUACGACUUAUACAGGUAUGAGGGGAGGGUAUCAGGAUGCGGCCGGUGUGCCUCAGCCCGGCGCGGCGACGAGCAAGCGGCAGGCCAAACUUGAAAAGCGAGGAGGGGCGCAGAAGAUGCAGUAUCGAUGA